Molecule: messenger RNA, 318 nt
Organism: Penicillium paradoxum
Lineage: Eukaryota; Fungi; Ascomycota; Eurotiomycetes; Eurotiales; Aspergillaceae
Exons: 2
Coding region: 1-318 (105 amino acids)
Source: RefSeq, a predicted model, not a curated record
AUGGGCGAGACUGUCUUUGGCGAACUAUUAUUGGAUUUGAGGCGUGAGGAGUGGACUACUGAAGCCGAUGCUGCAGAGGCUGCUAUGAAGCUUCGUGCCGAGGCAUGGGAUACACAGGACGUUCCCUUUGGCAGUGGGAUGGCUUGGAAUCGACUGGCCAAGAAGGGAUGUACUACUGGAGCACCAACAAAGACAAUCAUCAGCAUUUUGGGACACAUGCCUACAGUCCCACAUUGCAACGCUAUUCACGUCCACGAUGAUAAUAUUCACCUUCGGAUCCUAUUGCCUCCCUUCUCCGGUGCCAAAUCUAGUAGUUAG